Molecule: messenger RNA, 1770 nt
Organism: Myxocyprinus asiaticus (Chinese sucker)
Lineage: Eukaryota; Metazoa; Chordata; Actinopteri; Cypriniformes; Catostomidae
Product: ubiquitin-conjugating enzyme E2 J2-like
Exons: 7
Coding region: 194-955 (253 amino acids)
Source: RefSeq, a predicted model, not a curated record
UCUUUCUCAUAAAUCAUUUCACAAAUGACCAAAAGGACUGUCAGACCUGUUAGACUGAGAGACACUCUUCGUUAUUCAUUUAAAUCCUUCAGCAGUUCACCUGGUUUCAAUUAACAGAUUAAAAAAAACAAAAACAAACAACGAUUUUUGCGUGCCAGAUGAGGACAAAGUGCCUUAAGUUUCAAUCUCUAAGAUGAAUAGCAAUAGCAAGGAAGCAGGACAUAGUAAAAAGACCACAACAACAGCAACUCGGAGACUAAAGCAGGAUUACAUCAGGCUAAGGAAAGACCCUGUGCCUUAUGUCUGUGCUGAGCCUCUGCCCUCCAAUAUAAUGGAAUGGCAUUAUGUUGUUCGUGGACCUGAGGAAACCCCUUAUGAAGGUGGCUACUAUCAUGGCAAAUUGAUGUUUCCCCCAGAAUUUCCAUUCAAACCACCUAGUAUUUAUAUGAUAACGCCUAAUGGAAGGUUCAUUUGCAAUACACGGCUAUGCCUGUCCAUAAGUGACUACCAUCCUGACACAUGGAAUCCUGCGUGGUCAGUCUCAGCCAUACUUACCGGACUGCUGAGCUUCAUGGUGGAAAAGAUUCCCACAUUAGGAAGCAUUGAGACUUCUGACUAUACUAAAAGACAGCUGUCUGAUCAGAGCUUAGCCUACAACCUGAAGGAUAAAGUUUUUUGUGAGCUUUUUCCUGAUGUUGUGGAGGAAAUCAAGAUGAAGCAAAAGACUCAGAAAGACUUGGAAAUGCAGGCUCUCCGUGUGAAACCGAAAAGAGCUCAAGAACAUGUUGGUGUUCCUGCCCUUGAUGGUCAUGUGCCCAAUUGGGGGACAAUGCCCAGACAACCUCGGGCACACCACCAACCAAAUCGAAACCUUGUGGGAACACUUACAAACUUGUUUGUUAUAGCUAGCAUUUUUGUUUUUGCCAUCACAGUCAAGUUUGCGCUACAAAAAUAAGUUCUGACUGAGAAACAGCUGACAUGACCUGCACUAAAACAAAAGUAUUUUAAGAUUUACGCAUUUCAAUUUCAUAACAUAAUUUCAUCAAAUUGAAUUGAGUAAUCUUUAAUAAUAAAAUAAAAACUAAAUAUUUAAUGUUUUAUUAAAUUUAAUUUAGCUAAACAUUACACAAUUCAAUUUGAUGGAAUUUUCUUAUGAAAUUGAAAUGCGUAAAUCUUAAAAAUAAGAUAAAAUUAUUCUUUUUUUUUUAAAUGUGCUCCUGUUGUUUCCCAAAUAAUUUCAGAAUACAGAAUCUGACAAAUCUAACCCAGGCUCGCUUCCCAAUAUGAAGGAAAUGCGUGGCUUUCCGAAGUUGAAGUAAUACCAAAGUACUGUUGAAUGACUGAGCCAGUGUCUUGCAGUGACAUGAUGGAAGAGAAUCACAGCUUUUGUCAUAUUCUUGAUUGAACUUGCAACCAUUGACAAGCUGAACUGAAGAAUCAUUUGUGUCAGAUUCUGUUUAGCCUCUAAUUAUCUGUUACAGUUCUUCCUCAUGCUUUGUUUUUUUCUCUUGGGUCCUUGCACUCUUAUGACAUUCCAAAUUCCCCUGUUGAAUUCUGUUUCCCGGCACUCGUGGUUUGCUUAAUAGGAAAGUGUUGACGUUCAGUUGAUUUCAAUUCUUUAUUAAAAGUGCUUGUUGUCAACUAUAUUAAAGUAUGUGACUAUACAAAAUUAAUCAGUAUUUCCUCAUUCCUAUUUAUUCCCUCAAUCAAUUUAUGCUGUGAAUGACUAUUAGGUUUUGAAUAAUAAUAAAUAAAAAAAUGGAAGUUGGA